GUGGGCGGGGCGAGCCGGCAGGCGCGGAGACGAGCGAGCCCCCGGGCGGGGAGAGGCGGCGCCGCGCGGACUUGGCGGUGCCGAGCUCCCGGAUGUGGAGAAGCUGGGGCGAAGGCGUGGGAGGAAGAUGGACCCGGCGGAGAAGGGGGCCGCCACGUCGGUGUCCGCCCCGCGCGGGCGGCCUUCCCGGGGCCGGCCUCCGAAGCUGCAGCGCAACGCCCGCGGCGGCCCGGCCCGCAGCGUGGAGAAGCCGCCGCACCUGGCGGCGCUGGUGCUGGCGCGGGGCGGCAGCAAAGGCAUCCCCCUGAAGAACAUCAAGCACCUGGCGGGGGUUCCGCUCAUUGGCUGGGUCCUGCGCGCGGCGCUGGACUCGGGGGUCUUCCAGAGUGUGUGGGUUUCAACAGACCACGAUGAAAUUGAGAAUGUGGCCAAACAGUUUGGUGCACAAGUUCAUCGAAGAAGUUCCGAAACAUCCAAAGACAGCUCUACCUCACUAGAUGCCAUCAUAGAGUUCCUUAAUUAUCACAACGAGGUUGACAUUGUAGGAAAUAUUCAAGCUACGUCUCCAUGUUUACAUCCCACCGACCUUCAGAAAGUCGCAGACAUGAUCCGGGAAGAAGGCUAUGACUCUGUCUUCUCUGUUGUGAGGCGCCAUCAGUUUCGAUGGAGUGAGAUUCAGAAAGGAGUUCGUGAAGUGACUGAGCCCCUGAACUUGAACCCCGCGAAGCGGCCUCGCCGACAGGACUGGGACGGUGAAUUGUAUGAAAACGGCUCCUUUUACUUCGCUAAACGACAUUUGAUAGAGAUGGGCUACUUGCAGGGUGGAAAAAUGGCAUAUUAUGAAAUGCGAGCUGAGCAUAGUGUGGAUAUAGAUGUGGACAUCGAUUGGCCAAUCGCAGAGCAAAGGGUGCUCAGAUUUGGCUACUUUGGCAAAGAGAAGCUCAAGGAGAUAAAACUCUUGGUGUGCAAUAUUGAUGGGUGUCUCACUGAUGGCCACAUUUAUGUAUCAGGUGACCAAAAAGAGAUCAUAUCGUAUGAUGUGAAAGAUGCUAUUGGCAUCAGUUUAUUAAAGAAAAGUGGAAUUGAGGUGAGGCUCAUCUCAGAGAGGGCCUGCUCCAAGCAGACACUCUCCUCCUUAAAGCUGGACUGCAAAAUGGAGGUCAGCGUGUCUGACAAGCUGGCCAUCGUAGACGAGUGGCGGAAGGAAAUGGGCCUGUGCUGGAAAGAAGUGGCCUAUCUGGGGAAUGAAGUGUCCGAUGAAGAAUGCCUGCAGAGAGCAGGCCUGAGCGCCGUGCCUGCUGACGCCUGCUCCGGGGCCCACAAGGCAGUCAGCUACAUUUGCAGAAGCACUGGUGGCCGUGGGGCCAUCCGGGAGUUCGCAGAGCACAUUUUCCUGUUGAUGGAAAAAGUUAAUAACUCAUGCCAAAAAUAGAGAUUAGCGAGUGUCAGGAAAGCGGGGGUCAGCCUUUGGAGCCCCGCUGCUCUUUGAUUACGUGCAGUUCCGUGUGUAGCAUUGCAGACGUGAUCUGAUUUGUAGUAUCCCUUACUAUCUUUUCAAAGCAAAGUCCUCUCAAAUCACUCUUCCGAACCCAUGAGAUGCGCUCUGCUUUCCUCUUGGUGCAGGGUGACUGGGGAGAGAGAAAUCUAGUCUUUCUCAGAUGUUUAGUGAGUGCAGGUUCAGACAUCCUAAAAAAUCAACUUUGUAUCGUACCCUGUAAAACUGUGUUUGUGUGGUUUUAAUGAUGCUGGGAUUUUAUUUAUUUAAGGCAGCGUGUCUGGUAAGACAUAUGCCCUCUGUUAAUGAAUAAAGUUACAUUUCACAAACUUGA
Nannospalax galili (Upper Galilee mountains blind mole rat) is the source of this 1829-nucleotide messenger RNA. RefSeq names its product cytidine monophosphate N-acetylneuraminic acid synthetase (gene Cmas). The coding region runs from base 128 to 1432 and encodes 434 amino acids. Gene Ontology annotation, molecular function: N-acylneuraminate cytidylyltransferase activity. The record is from RefSeq and is a predicted model, not a curated record. The transcript has 8 exons. NCBI's taxonomy places the organism in Eukaryota, Metazoa, Chordata, Mammalia, Rodentia, Spalacidae.